AUGCAGCUGCUCUUCUUUGCUCCAGCUUUACGUCUCUCCAAUGUCCUGGCAGAGCACUUCCAAGCCCCUCUGCAACCAACUGAAACACCCUCCUCUGCCCCCGAAAACCACCUUCUUGACGACCCCAAUAACCAACUAAAGAUCGGCACCAUCCCCCACGGCAUCACCGACGACCCCCGCGUAAUCCACAACCAAACCUUCGACUACAUAAUCGCCGGCGGGGGACUCACCGGCCUGACCCUCGCCGCGAAACUAGUCUCGGAGAAGAAAUACACUGUCCUAGUAAUCGAAAGUGGGUUCUACGCCUGGGAAUACGGUCCCAAGAUCGACGAUCUCAAUACCUACGGCCAAGUACUCGGCAGCAGCGUCGAUCAUGCCUAUGAGACUAGUCCACAGCUUGUCGGUAAUGACGGGGAAACCGGUCUAGAUAAGGAUAUUAGACUCGUUCGGUCAGGGAAUGGGCUUGGAGGGUCGACACUAAUCAACGGCGGAUCGUGGACGAGACCGCACAAGUCGCAGCUGGAUUCGUGGGAAAAAGUCUUUGGGAAUACUGGGUGGAGUUGGGCAGCGCUGAAGGGAAAGAUGGAUGAGAUUGAGGUGCCGAGGGAUCCGAAGACGGAUAAUGUUACGGCUGGGUCGUUGCAUCGCUUUGAUGCUGAGUGUCAUAAUAAGGAGCCGGAUAAGGGGAGGGUUAAGGUAGGGGCGAGGGAUCGGGGGUAUGGGUGGUCGCCGUUGAUAGGGGCGUUGAUGAGCACGGUGAAGAAGACGUAUAGUGGGGUGGUGAAUCAGAAGGAUCUGUGUUGUGGGAAUCCGACUGGGGUGUCGAUGUUUCUGAAUACGCUCACUAAUGAGCAGGUAAGGACGGAUGCUGCGAGGUCGUGGUUGAAGCCCAUCUUGGAUGAUCAGGAGUUGAGGAAGUAUAUUACUGUUUUGACGGGGGAGCUGGUUGGGAAGGUCCAUUUGGAUAAUGGUGCGGCUUUGAGGAUGGGGGCAAAGUGGCAGGCGAAGGGUGUGGAGUUCGGCGUGCAUAAGAAGCCCGAGUGGAAGUGGGAUGCUUGGGCUAGGAAGGAGGUCCUUUUGGCAGCCGGAUCUACAAUCUCUCCCCUUAUCCUGCAGUGGUCUGGGAUCGGUCCUAAAGCCUGGCUUGAUGCGGCGGGAAUUGAACAGAAGUUGGACCUUCCAGUGGGGUAUAACCUGCAGGAUCAAACAACUACUUCGGUAGUUACGAAGCCGAAGGAAUCAGGUAACGGCCAGGGUCAAGCAGCCUACUUUGCCACCUUUGCAGAGAUCUUCGGCGACGAAGCUGAACAGAUGAAAAAGAUCUUGAAUGACGACAAAGAGCUCGACAAAUGGGCGGAGCACGCAGUCAGAGGCCACGGAUUUCCCGACAAGGCCAAUCUCUUGAAACAAUAUAAGAACUACCGAGACUGGCUUCUAACCGACAAAGUAUCGUACGCCGAGCUAUUCCUCGACACCGACAACAGCACCCACUUCGAUCUUUGGAACCUCAUCCCAUUCACCCGGGGGUACGUCAAGAUCCUGGAUAACGACCCCUACCUCAGAAGCUUCGAAUACAACCCACGCUACUUCGAAAACAUUCUAGAUUUGUACGGCCAAGCUGCAGCUACGCGGCUAGCGCGACAACUGACCAACACGCAUGACAUGAAACAGUAUGUGGACAAGGAGCAAGUUCCGGGGAGAUAUGUGCCACAGGGAGCGAAUCUGAGUCAAUGGGCCGAUUAUGUGAAGCAAAACUAUCGGGCUAAUUAUCAUGGUGUGGGUACGUGCUCUAUGAUGAAGAGGGACCUUGGUGGUGUUGUUGAUUCGGACGCUAAGGUGUAUGAUGUGAAGGGGCUGAGGGUUGUGGAUGGUUCGAUUCCGCCGACGCAGCUGUCGUCGCAUGUAAUGACGGUGUUCUAUGCCAUGGCUGUGAAGAUCGCGGAGUCGGUUAUUAAGGAUGCUGAAAAGACUUAG
This is a messenger RNA of Aspergillus luchuensis, 1974 nucleotides long. RefSeq names its product GMC family oxidoreductase. The transcript has a single exon. Gene Ontology annotation, molecular function: flavin adenine dinucleotide binding; oxidoreductase activity, acting on CH-OH group of donors. The record is from RefSeq and is a predicted model, not a curated record. Lineage: Eukaryota; Fungi; Ascomycota; Eurotiomycetes; Eurotiales; Aspergillaceae. Bases 1 to 1974 code for a protein of 657 amino acids.